This is a messenger RNA of Olea europaea var. sylvestris, 2921 nucleotides long. Its product is annotated as disease resistance protein RPM1-like. Gene Ontology annotation, molecular function: ADP binding. Gene Ontology annotation, biological process: defense response to other organism. The record is from RefSeq and is a predicted model, not a curated record. The transcript has a single exon. Lineage: Eukaryota; Viridiplantae; Streptophyta; Magnoliopsida; Lamiales; Oleaceae. The coding region runs from base 58 to 2820 and encodes 920 amino acids.
GACCAUCAAUCUGCUAGCAUAACUUGCAAACUAGAAAAUUUGAUAAAAAGACGUGAAAUGGCCGACGUGGUAAUUUCCUUUGCUGUACAAAACAUUAUACCAAUACUACAGGAAAAGCUGAGAGAGGCGGGAGAAGUUGAGACCGACGUGGAGAACAUCAGAUAUGAGUUGGAUCGAAUGACGGCAUUUCUCAAAGAUGCUGAUAGUGUCAUGGAGGAUAGGGACGAGAGGAAAGAAAAUUGGGUUAAGGAAGUUCGCAAUGUUGCACACGACACUGAAGAUGUUCUCGACAAAUUUGUGCUCAUGAUGAAGAAUAAUCAGGGCAGUGGGUGGUCCAAUACUGUUCUUCAAAAUUUUUUAAAUUGCGCCGGAAAUAUAAGAUUCCGUUCUGAUAUUGUUUCUGAAAUCAAAAGCAUUAAUACUCGUGUCAACAGUAUUAAAGACGGAUGUCAGAAAUAUUUUGGCCUUGCAGGAGGUUCAAAUUCAAAUGUUGACGCCAGCAUUGACGUUGCAUAUGAUACCAGACGUGAUGCCCUUUGGGAAGAAGCUGAUCUUGUCGGAAUUGAGGGACCCAAAGGCAACUUAAUGAGAAAGAUCAUGGAAGGUGGUUUAGAUCUGCGUGUAAUUUCAGUGGUAGGAACGGUAGGCGUGGGGAAAUCAGCUCUUGUUAAGAAAGUGUAUGAUGAUGCAGCAGUGAAGAAGAGCUUCCAAAGUCACGCUUGCGUAGCAGUCCCUCAAGCCCUUUCCGACAAAACAAAUAUUGAAGAGCUUUUAGAGGAUUUGAUUAAGCAACUCUAUCGUGAAACCAUGGAAGCAGUCCCUCCUGAAAUGAACACCAAGAAUAAAAAUAAUCUGAAGGCAGGGAUAAACCAAUUCUUACAACAAAAAAGGUAUGUGAUUUUAUUUGAUGAUGUACGGAGCAUCCUAGAAUGGAACGCUAUUAAAAGUGCAUUUCCUGACCACUCUAAUGGCAGUAGAUUAAUUGUAACAACACGUGAUAAUGCUGUAGCUUCCUAUUCUAGUGUAAUGGAGGAGAAUGUAUGUAGGUUGGAGCCCCUAGCUCCAAAGCAUUCUUUGACACUGUUUUGUCAACAGACGUUUCAAGGGAGACCGUGUCCUUCCCAUCUGGAGAAAAUUACUAAUAAUAUCUUACAGAGAUGUGGAGGGUUGCCGCUUGCUAUCAAGUCUAUUGGUGCAUUUCUGGCCUCAAAGAGCAAUAGACCGGACGAAUGGGAUGUGCUUUAUCAGAGUCUUGGAGCUGAACUGGCAGGCACUCAAACACUUCGGAAUUUGAAUACGAUCUUGUUGCUUAGCUUCAAUGAUUUGCCUUAUUAUCUAAAAUUAUGUUUGUUAUAUAUGGCCAUAUAUCCAGAAUAUCAUUUGAUAAAGUAUAACUCCUUGAUUCGCCUAUGGAUAGUGGAAGGUUUCGUGAAUGAAAUAGGAGGACAAACAGUGGAACAAGUUGCUCAAGGCUACCUAAAGGAACUUGCCAACAAAAACCUGAUCCGAGUGGUGAAGUCUAAAGAGAAUGGAAACAUAAAAUCUUGCCGCAUAAAUUACUUUCUCAGGGAGAAACUUCUACAAAAAGCAAAACGUCAGAGUUUCUUGAUGAUAGUUGGCAAAAAUUCCAAUGGUCGAUGGGACAAAAAUGCUCGUCGCUUAUCAAUCCAUGGCUCGUGGGAAAACUUUAAUCCUCAAAUGUCUGGCAAAAAACUCCGUUCUUUGCUUGCAUUUGGUGUGACUGAUUUGAAAUCCAUGUCAUCAAUACUUGAGCUGCUCAAAAGUUGUACGAUGCUUAAAGUUCUGGACCUAUCAGGAUUACCUCUAGAAUCAUUCCCAAAGGUAAUCACCAAGCUCCUUCUUUUGAAACAUCUAUAUUUGAGGCGUACAAAAAUUAAAUCAAUUCCAAGAUCAAUAAAGAAGCUUCAAGAACUAGAGGCGUUGGAUCUUAAACACUCACUUGUCACUGAGUUGCCCAUAGAGAUCUUACAACUCCAGAAACUGAGACAUCUCGUAAUAAGUCGCUAUGAGGGUUAUGUUGAACAUUCGUAUGCUCCAAUGGAGAAGUUUCUUGGUUUCAAGCUACCGAAUGGAAUUGAAGCUCUAAACUCUUUAUACCAACUGGCUUUCAUUGAGGCAAUCCCUGGCAUAAUAGAAGAGAUAGGGAACAUAAAAGAACUAAGAAGACUUUUUAUAUUCAAAUUGGGAAGAGAGCAUGGAAUGAUGGUCUGUUCAUCCAUUGAAAAGCUCCCAAAUCUUCAAUCAUUAGCCUUGUUUCCAAAAACAGAAAAUGAGAUCCUUGAUCUGGAUCACAUUUCAUCCCCUCCUGCAUCCCUUCAGGAGCUCUCUGUGUCAGGACGUUUAGAAAAAUUUCCGCAUUGGAUAAAAUCUCUCGACAACUUGGUUAAAGUUUAUUUCAGGUGGAGUCGGUUAAGAGAUGAUCCACUCCAGUAUCUCCAAGAUUUGCCAAGCUUAGUCCGUCUUGAAAUUCUUGAUGGAUAUGUUGGAGAAGAACUGUGUUUCAAGGCGGGAAAGUUUCAAAGUCUUAAAAAGUUAUACCUUGACACGUUUGAAUCUCUAAAACAGGUGAUAAUUGAGGAGGGGGCAAUGCCAAAUCUGAAAAGGAUAAAGAUUCAACGGUGCAAAUCUCUUGAAAGUGUUCCAUCUGGAAUUGAAUGCCUUCCCAAGGUGGAAGUUCUUAAACUUUUCUACAUGAGCCCAGAGUUCAUUGAGAAACUGUCUCGUGAGGAUAACCAUAAAAUAGCACACAUUUUCAAAGUACUGCUGAAGGAUGAUGUCAAGAAAACUGAAGAUGAUUGAGUUUUUAAUUAUCUUUUAAUUAUUAUUUUAUUAAAUAAAUUCAGAUUUUAUUUCCGUCCUUUCGGAUUAAUUCUGAAUAUUAGGAAUUUUAAUUUUUAUCA